GGAAGGAGUCCCACCGAAGCUCGGUCGUACAAUUGCCAAUUCGACGUCCUCUUGGGUUCUUGGUUACCGGCCCCAUGCCACGACGCGGACUUGAUGGAGCAGUACAUUGCAGAUGCGGUUUGGAAUUGGUAUGAAGACCCAGAAUUUACACGUCUCAUUCCGAUAGACACAAUGCGCAUGGGUGAAUAUCAGGGGAAAGUCUGGACAAAUACAAGCGAACACAGCGACCAUUGUGCAUAUCUCUGGAUGAAACAAUUCCGCGCUGUAGUAAACAAGAAACCUAUGGAUGAUAUCUCUGCACGAUACGGACACACGGAACAUUGU
This is a messenger RNA of Aaosphaeria arxii CBS 175.79, 324 nucleotides long. RefSeq lists its product as uncharacterized. The annotation marks the transcript as partial. The transcript has a single exon. The record is from RefSeq and is a predicted model, not a curated record. Lineage: Eukaryota; Fungi; Ascomycota; Dothideomycetes; Pleosporales.